GUAUCAAAGAGCAACAACGCAAGUCGUGUCGUUAGUGCAGUGUGUAAUAUACGUGUCGUGUUUAGUGUACGGAUUCUAGUUUCUCGGAUGUGUUUGGAUUACAUUUAUUUGAUUACAUACGCUAGAUGAGAAAUCGAAGCAAAUGUAUAAAAUUGACGACCAUGCAACGAACAUAUGAGCCGAAAUGGCGGCUGAAUUUAAACGAACGUUAAAGCUGCGCGGGCGCAGGGAUGAUUCGGAAUUCGAAAAUAGAAUAACGCGCAGGAAGCUGGGAUGGGCCGGGCCGGAUGUGUGCAUUUGGAUCCUGCUGUCUGCGACCUUUUUUGUCGGCUGUCAUGGUUACCAGGAGCAGAGAUUUGCAAUGGAGCCGCAGGAUCAGAGUGCAGUCGUGGGCUCCCGUGUGACGUUACCGUGUCGCGUCGAACACAAAGUCGGCAGUCUACAGUGGACGAAAGACGAUUUCGGUCUCGGCACACAUCGGAACCUGAGUGGUUACGAACGAUACUCCAUGAUAGGGAGCGACGAGGAAGGCGAUUACUCAUUAGAUAUAAAAGACGUCUCCCUGGAAGAUGAUGGCGUAUACCAGUGUCAAGUUAGUUCCGGCCUCAAUGGUGAGCCGGCUAUACGAUCGAGAUACGCAAAAGUUACAGUUCUGGUCGCACCAGAGCCGCCUCGUAUAUUACAAGGGGCAUUUAUUGAUGCGAUUGAAGAACAACCUGUUGAUAUUGAAUGUGUAUCAGAAGGUGGAAAACCAGCAUCAGAAAUAACUUGGGUAGAUGGAAAUCAGAAUGUUAUCAAGAAUAAUAUUGAAAGCAGAGUCGAAAUACUACCAGACGAACAAAGAUAUAGAACAAGAUCGGUUUUGCGGUUGAUACCUAACAAGCUACACCACAACCAGACAAUAACGUGUCAAGCGCAGAACACAGCGGACAGAGCGUUCAGGAUGGCAACAGUACAUAUUGAGGUUAAAUACGCUCCGAAGAUAAAUGUGUCGAUUGUAUCCGGUGCUGUAAAUAAGAGAAUACCGGAAGGCAGUGAAGCACGGCUUCUGUGUUCGGUUGAUGCAAAUCCUCCCGCGCAAAUGUACCGGUGGUAUUUGAACAAUAACCCAAUUGUUGGAGACUACGAAGAAGAGUUGGUUAUUUUCAAUGUCACCCGCAAACACAAUAAGGCAAUAGUGAAGUGUGAAGUUAGCAAUACCGCUGGGAAGAGCGAAUCUACUCUUGCUCUGAAUGUAACUUAUCCGCCAUCAUUCCGAACUCAUCCACAAAACGUGGAGGCAGCGGUUGGCGUGAGUGUUACUUUGAGUUGUGACGUCGACGGUCAACCGCAGCCUGAAAUACGUUGGCUAUUCCAUGAACCGGGAAGAAUAGGGCAGGUCAAAGGGAAGGCACCGAACCUCAAAGUGUACGUGGACGAGCGUACAGCCGGACGAUAUAUCUGUAAAGCUUCUGUUAGUGGAUAUCCUGAAAUUGAAAGUGAAGCUACAAUAUUUAUUAAAGGUGUACCCAAGAUUAUUUCAAACAGAACUCAAGUAGGUUCUGAAGGUGAUAAGGUGACGGUGGAAUGUGAAGCUCUCUCAGUACCAAGACCUGAUGACAUCAGGUGGUACUUUGAAGGGAAAGAGAUCAGCGUUAUACAGGAUCCAGAUUAUGCGACGUUGGAAGAAAUAUUACCAAAUGGUAUUGUGAAGUCGAGUCUCGUGAUCCGAGAUAGUCAAUCUAAACACUACGGUGUAUACAAUUGUAGUGUUACUAAUGAGUAUGGAAACGCUAAUGUUGCUAUUACAUUGAAACCAUUAAAAACAUUACCACUCUUCAUAAUUCUAAUAGGCGUGACGUCUGGAAUUAUAAUAUUCUCAUCGUUCGUGAUACUCGUCGUAGUAUGUCACAGGAGAAGGAGAAAUAAGCAGAAGAUAAACGAGAAACCGGACGUGACGGUCACUUCCGGUGAUAUGUAUAAAGAGAGUGAUAGGAGUUCGAACAUAAGUGACUUGAAGUUACAGUUACCACAAACCGACGAAAGUUACGAUUUGGAGUAUACAAGUUCUGAUCGCUCGGAUACAAAGAACCCUGCAGGUCUCCCUCUUGCGGGACCGGUCCCGUUACCAAAUAUACGCCACGACGAUCCGAUGCUACAAUUUAGAUAUAGCAACGAUUAUUCAGAUCCUACAUACGCGGAUUCUUAUUUUAAGAACCCAGCCGCUUACGUGUACGACUACCCACAAGGGUACGUGCCUCCCCCACACUUGAGGGUUCAAUCUCCGACACUUGAAGUACCAACUAGCAGGUCCCUUCAGGGUUCAUUGACGCGUAGCAUAGACACGUCGUCAACGCUUCCGUUGUCAGCUGGUAACGGAUCGCAGAACAAUUCAUUGCAACGAACGAAACCGGACGAAACAGAUGCUAUUAAUAAUUUAGGCUUACCUGUUGGCGGCGAAGCCCCACAAGUGCCUGUAUAUACGCAGUCUGGGGGUAAAAACCAAAGCGGCGUCGACUUGAGAUACGCAGCGACGUAUGGAAAUCCGUACCUUAGAAACGGUACAAUGGGUUAUACAAAUCAAGUACAUACCGCGAAGCCGGCAUCUACGCCCGCUCCGCCGCCUUAUUCCGCAGUGCGAAGCUCGGUUCAUCUCCCAGCUUCAAGCUUACCUUAUAGGAUAACAACUUUAGUAAUACUUAAAAAUAACUGUAGUACACCGACGACGCUAGCUACGCAUGUAUAGCAUAUACAAAAGUACGUAAUACGACUUGUAUAAAAUGGAGUCGUUUCUACGACAGUGUGAAAUGAAACAAUUGUAAUAUAUAAUGUUCCUAAAUAAAUAUUACGACUGAAAUGUAAAUAAAAUACUAGGUUAGAUGUAAAAAAAGUUUAAUAAGGGCUGUUAUAUGCGAGCGACAGUUUUUUUUUUUUUUUUUGUAAUAGCUUUUGUCGAGUUCGUAUUAAUAUUGAUGUUAUGCUUAUGCAUGAAUCAUUUACCACCGUUUCUUUUUUCAAAUACAAUAAAAACUUUUUUGUAAAACAAUUUUUUUUUUAUAUUUUAUAGUAUUGCUCAAAAUCGUUGCAAUAGUUUAUGUAUAAGACGCUAGUGGAAUAAUUUAAAUAUUUAAUGGCCAGAUCGAAUGUCAUUAUGUUACUAGCCAAUUGUUAGCUUAAACAUACUUCUAUAAUUAUCUGUAAUGCUAGUAUAAAUUUGUACAAAAUAUUAACAUAAUUGUACAGCCAAAUAUAAAAUACUCUCAUAUAGUACUGUAAUUUUUAUCUUAAAGCCUAGCCAACAUUUGCUUAUUGAUUUUAAAAAUCUACCAUUAUUUUGUAAAGAAAAUACUCGGACGUGUAGUGCUAUUCUGUAAGAACUUCGUUAAAUAACUCGAUGAAUUUAUGAACUUGUUGAUAAUAUAUGGUUGUUGAUCUUAACAGUCAAGUAAUACGCUGUUUAGAUUACAAUAGUUUCAUUUAACUCUAAUUAAUGAUGUCACAUAUGACAUUGACAGUUGAGUAAUUUUUGACAUUUCACGAUCGUUUUCUGUGGUGAGUUUUGAGUUUGUUCUAACAGAAUAGUUCGACUGAGAGAGACGAAAGAAGCUAGUUUAAUUUAGUUCUUUUUAUUUUUUAUUUCUGGUAACACUGUAUAAAAUCAUGUUUGAUCAUUUUCAAUAUCUAAAUUCAAUGACUGAAAUUAAAAUGAAUUUAAAAUUUCUAUAAAUACACGUAUUGUCAAAAUUGUAUAAGAAUUUUUAGAGAAAAAAAAUAUAAAAUUUUAGAUAGAUAAUUAAUAAUUAGUAAAUGGUCACUUUUAUAGAAAAACCUGUGAUAAUUUAAAUAGUGACGAAUCGUUAAAAAUGCCUUUUAUUAUCUUCAAGAAUUUUCUUAUUAAAAUAUAGUUUUGAGUUUUUUUUUCUUUACUACGAAUGAUUUAUAGUCUGUAUGAACCGCCAUUUUGUAUUUAAAAUGUAUAGAAAUAUUUGCAUGAUAGUGUUUUCGUUUGCAUGCGAAUAUUAUUUGCCAUUUUUUAUUGUU
Messenger RNA from Nymphalis io (European peacock), 4020 nucleotides. RefSeq names its product irregular chiasm C-roughest protein-like. Lineage: Eukaryota; Metazoa; Arthropoda; Insecta; Lepidoptera; Nymphalidae. Gene Ontology annotation, biological process: cell-cell adhesion. Gene Ontology annotation, molecular function: cell adhesion molecule binding. The record is from RefSeq and is a predicted model, not a curated record. The transcript is spliced from 21 exons. The coding region runs from base 185 to 2725 and encodes 846 amino acids. Gene Ontology annotation, cellular component: cell-cell junction.